This is a messenger RNA of Danaus chrysippus (African queen), 1062 nucleotides long. NCBI's taxonomy places the organism in Eukaryota, Metazoa, Arthropoda, Insecta, Lepidoptera, Nymphalidae. The record is from the annotation of a GenBank genome assembly.
AUGGGCAACAAUGCUGCCACCGCCAACAAAAAGGUGGAUGCCGCCGAGAGCGUCAAGGAAUUUCUUGACCAGGCGAAAGAAGACUUCGAGGAGAAAUGGAAGAAGAAUCCUACCAACACCGCCGGAUUGAAUGACUUUGAGCGAAUAAAAACACUCGGUACGGGAUCAUUCGGCCGAGUUAUGAUAGUGCAACAUAAACCAACAAAAGAAUAUUAUGCUAUGAAAAUAUUAGAUAAGCAGAAAGUAGUGAAAUUGAAGCAAGUGGAGCAUACGCUCAACGAGAAACGUAUCUUACAGGCAAUUAAUUUUCCAUUCCUUGUGAGUCUUAAAUUUCAUUUUAAAGAUAACUCGAACCUGUACAUGGUAUUGGAGUAUGUCCCUGGUGGGGAAAUGUUCUCUCAUCUGCGGAAGGUUGGAAGAUUUUCUGAACCCCAUUCACGGUUCUACGCAGCCCAGAUAGUCCUAGCCUUCGAGUACCUUCACUACCUAGAUCUUAUUUACAGAGAUCUUAAACCCGAAAAUCUAUUGAUAGACUCGCAAGGCUAUCUCAAAGUGACAGAUUUUGGUUUCGCGAAACGCGUUAAAGGCCGUACGUGGACACUUUGCGGCACACCAGAGUAUCUCGCGCCCGAGAUUAUUCUGUCUAAAGGAUAUAACAAAGCUGUAGAUUGGUGGGCGCUGGGCGUUCUCGUCUACGAAAUGGCUGCGGGCUAUCCGCCGUUCUUCGCCGAUCAACCUAUACAAAUUUACGAAAAAAUUGUAUCAGGCAAGGUCCGUUUCCCUUCACACUUUGGAUCUGACCUGAAAGAUCUCCUGCGCAAUCUCCUGCAAGUAGACUUGACUAAGCGUUACGGCAAUCUCAAAGCGGGUGUGAAUGACAUUAAGGGACACAAGUGGUUCGCCAGCACCGAUUGGAUUGCGGUUUUCCAAAAGAAAAUCGAAGCGCCCUUCAUCCCGCGCUGCAAAGGCCCAGGUGAUACUAGCAACUUUGAUGAUUACGAGGAGGAGGCAUUGCGUAUCUCAUCUACGGAGAAGUGUGCGAAGGAGUUUGCGGAGUUCUGA